This is a messenger RNA of Haplochromis burtoni (Burton's mouthbrooder), 1108 nucleotides long. RefSeq names its product coiled-coil-helix-coiled-coil-helix domain containing 1 (gene chchd1). Gene Ontology annotation, cellular component: nucleoplasm; mitochondrial ribosome; mitochondrion. The transcript has 3 exons. The record is from RefSeq and is a predicted model, not a curated record. The coding region runs from base 211 to 579 and encodes 122 amino acids. Gene Ontology annotation, molecular function: RNA binding. Gene Ontology annotation, biological process: mitochondrial translation. NCBI's taxonomy places the organism in Eukaryota, Metazoa, Chordata, Actinopteri, Cichliformes, Cichlidae.
AGCAGAAGAAGACCUUUACGACAAUUAAUUUCUUUCUACGGUAAAACAUGGCGCCGCGCAGCUAAGCUUGGUGAGGUAAUGAAGCACCGAGACAAACACUGAGAGCUUUUCUUCUGCUUUUUCAUUCUCAAAGUUUCAAAAUAUUUCCUCGGCGAGGCAGCAGCUCCCCGUGGAGCUGAGGCACAGUGAGGGGAGGACUUUCACACUACGAUGGCCACGCAGGGAGGCAUCGUGUUCCAGGAGAAGGUCAGCAGACUGCUCCGCGGACAGAACGGAAAACCAGUGCUCAAACCCAACAGGGCUCUGGUUCUGAAAGACGCUGUAGCGAACCGAAAACCCAAGAAAGGGGAGGCCUCUUGUAUCACUGAAAUGUCAGUCCUGAUGGCCUGUUGGAAGCAGAACAACUUUGUGGACACUCUGUGCUCUAAUGAGAUUAACAGCUUUUAUAUGUGUGUGGAAAAGGCUCAGGCUGACGCGAAGAAUAAAGCUGGACAGAGCAACAUCCAGGGAGGACGUCUGCCACCAAAGCAAGCCACGGCACUUCUGAAGAGAUAUCCCAACCUGUGCAAAGAGAUCUGAUACACAAACAUUUUAAUGCUCUUCUUGUACAGCUUUGGACUAGGAUGCUCUCGGAGAUGAAUUUGGAUUAUGUCCUGGUGUGUCGAGCUGCCAGUUGCCAAACAAAUAAUGAAAUAAAACAAAUGAGUGGAAUAUUGAAAAGGGUGAUUGUUGCUUUUACCCAUUACUGUAAGGUUCUUUCAUACCUCUGACUGGUAGUUUGUAAUGUGCACUUGUGUUCUUGUCUUAUUUUAAAACAAGUUUUAAAAUAUAAAGGAACUGUUUCAUGUCCUGAAUUGAAACUGAUGUCUGUUUUUUUCUUUUUUUUUUUGAUUUAUAUUUUUUUUUAUUAAGGUUUCAAAAGCAGGCAUUCACAGUAUGUACAUCAUGUAAGCAUACUUCUUGCUUAGGUUAUCUGCCUUAGAUACCAAAAUAGUAUUUUAAUUUGCAUCCAAGUCAUAAAGAGAGAAUAUUUACAACUAUAGAAGCAAUUGAAACAAUCACAUAAUCCGAAAUAAGAAAACAAACAAAACCAACAAACAAAACAAAA